Pediculus humanus corporis (human body louse) is the source of this 2520-nucleotide messenger RNA. RefSeq names its product ribosomal RNA methyltransferase, putative. The transcript has 6 exons. Bases 1 to 2520 code for a protein of 839 amino acids. Gene Ontology annotation, cellular component: nucleus; preribosome, large subunit precursor; nucleolus. Gene Ontology annotation, biological process: maturation of LSU-rRNA from tricistronic rRNA transcript (SSU-rRNA, 5.8S rRNA, LSU-rRNA); maturation of 5.8S rRNA from tricistronic rRNA transcript (SSU-rRNA, 5.8S rRNA, LSU-rRNA); rRNA methylation. Gene Ontology annotation, molecular function: rRNA (guanine) methyltransferase activity; rRNA (uridine-2'-O-ribose)-methyltransferase activity. The record is from RefSeq and is a predicted model, not a curated record. Lineage: Eukaryota; Metazoa; Arthropoda; Insecta; Psocodea; Pediculidae.
AUGGUUCAAAAAAAGAAAAUCGGAAAACAGAGAAAGGAUAGGUAUUAUAAGUUAGCCAAAGAAACAGGCUUUAGGUCCAGAGCAGCUUUCAAGCUUUUACAAUUAAAUAGAAAAUUUGGAUUUUUAGAAAGUUCUAAAGUUCUUAUAGAUUUAUGUGCAGCACCGGGAGGAUGGAUGCAAGUAGCCAAACAAAAUAUGCCUGUAUCAAGUGUUAUUGUUGGAGUAGAUUUAUUUCCAAUAAAACCGAUACCUGGUUGCAUAAGUUUGGUUGAAGACAUUACCACUAGUAAAUGUAAAUCUUCAUUAACAAAAGCUUUGCAAACAUGGAAAGCUGAUGUUGUUUUGCAUGAUGGUGCUCCUAAUGUUGGUACAAAUUGGAUUCAUGAUGCCUAUCAACAAGUAUGUUUAACAUUAAGUGCACUUAAACUAGGUACAGAAUUUCUGAGAGAAGGCGGAUGGUUUAUAACAAAAGUUUUUAGAUCAUCAGAUUACAAUUCUCUCCUGUGGGUUUUCAAACAAUUAUUUAAAAAAGUCCAGGCUACAAAACCUCAGGCUUCAAGAUCUGAAUCUGCUGAAAUAUUUGUAGCGUGCAAACACUUUUUCGCACCUGAUAAAAUAGAUCCAAAAUUUUUUCAACCUCAGUAUGUUUUCAAAGAAUUAGAUUUAAAAUCUCCAGCCACUUUAAACAUUUUUAAUCCGAGAAAACAGAAAAAAGCAAAACCAGAGGGUUAUGAGGAGGGAGAUUACACUCUUCAUCAUACCAUCAAUGUAACAGAAUUUUUAAAAAGUGAAAAUGCAAUCGAAGUUUUACAAAGAGCAUCGACAAUUGUUUUCGACGAUGAAACAAUAUUAAAUCAUCCAAAAACGACAAAAGAAUUGGUUGAAUGUUUUAAAGACAUAAAAGUUUUAAAUAGGAAAGAUGUCAGGCUUAUAUUGACGUGGUGGAAAGCGUUGAGGGAAGAAGCAAAACUUAAAUAUAUGAAAGAAAUGGAAGAGAAAAAAGCUAAAGAAAAGAAAAAUCAACCUGAACCUACUUUGAGCGACGAAGAAGAAAAAGAACUCAACGAAAUCGACGCUCACAUUUCGGCUGUUAAAAAAGAAGAAUUGCAAGCGCAAAAAAAGAAAAAAAAAAUAGCGGAAAAAGAGCGUAAAAAAUUACAGGAGAAAAUGAAUUUAAAAAUGGUUUUGAACAAAUACGAAAAUCCGGGAAUGCAAGAUGAAGAUGCCAUUUUCCGUCUUAGCAUGAUCAGAUCGGGAAAAGAAUUGGAUAAAGUUUUAGAUCAAAAACCUGAGAUUUUACCCGAAUCCGACCACAGCGACGACGAACAAAUCAAACCCAAAAAAAUUAAAUACAGCAAAGAAAAUUCGUAUCUGGAUAAUUCUGGAUUGUAUUAUAAAAAAAAAGGAGAAGAUGAUGAUGAUGAUGAUAAUGACGGGGAGGAAGAAGAAAUGUCGAUCGAUAGCGACGAAGGUUUAGGUCUCCAAAGCGAAAGCGACGACGAUGACGACGACGACGGUGGUCAAAAAAAGAAAAAGGGAAUAAAAAAAAAUGAAAAUCCACUUUUGACGGAUUUGGAUUAUAGGAAAAGCAAGGAAAAAAAAUUAACGAAAGCCGCGCUUUGGUUCGAAAAGGAAAGUUUGAAAAAUGUCGAAACGGAAGCGGACGAAGAUUACGAUUUGGAUUUACUCACGCAAAGUUUAAAGAAAAAGGGUAAAAAGGUUAUAGGGGAAGACAAAGAAAAUGAAAUUCCAAACGUGAAAAAGAAGGGAAAUGGAUUGAAAUCGGAAUCCGUUGACGAAUACGAUUCGGAUUCGGACGACGAGGAAGAAGACGAAAAUGAUGAUGAUGAUGAUACAAGCGAUGAAGAAACGGAGGGAAAGAGAAGUAAAAAAAAGAAGAAAGAAGGCAAAAGCGGAGAAGGGGGAAGUACGAAACAGGACAAGAAAAGAAAAUUAGACGAAGAGGGUUUGGCUCUCGGUUCGAUGAUGAUACAAUCGAAAAAGAAAAAAAGAGAUUUGAUAGACGGAGCUUGGAAUCGAUACGCUUUCAACGACGAUAACCUUCCGGAAUGGUUCGUGACGGAUGAAAAAGUUCACAUGCAUCAAAACAUUCCCGUGCCGACGGAAAUGGUACAGGAGUAUCGGAACAAAUUGAAAGAAAUAAACGUGAGACCCAUAAAGAAAAUAGUCGAAGCGAAAGCGAGAAAGAAAAGGAGAAUGAUGAAAUCGUUGCAAAGAGCGAAUAAAAAAAUGGAGAAAAUAAUGGAUGACGUAGACAUAUCGGAUAGGGAAAAAGUCAGAAACAUUCAAAAGAUAUAUAAAAAAGCAAAGGAGAAGGGAAAAGACAAAAAGAAAGUGACGUACAUCGUCGCGAAAAGGGUUAACGCGGGUAAAAGAUAUAAAAAACCGAGAGGGGUCAAAGGUCCUUACAAAGUCGUCGAUCCGAGAAUGAAAAAAGAUGCGAGAAGGCAAAAAAACAAUUUAAAGGGUAAAAGUGGAAAGAAAAAAAAUAAAAGAUAA